Messenger RNA from Mytilus californianus (California mussel), 4244 nucleotides. RefSeq lists its product as uncharacterized. The record is from RefSeq and is a predicted model, not a curated record. Gene Ontology annotation, biological process: cell adhesion. Gene Ontology annotation, molecular function: hyaluronic acid binding. The coding region runs from base 132 to 3368 and encodes 1078 amino acids. NCBI's taxonomy places the organism in Eukaryota, Metazoa, Mollusca, Bivalvia, Mytilida, Mytilidae. The transcript is spliced from 6 exons.
UUAAUCCUUUGUUUCGGAGCUUAUAUUUGUAUAAAUAAUUGGUCGACAAAUCCCAAACCCAUUUUACCACUUUUGUGGUAGAUAUCGGAUAUCGUCAACUAAGAGACGGAAAUCUCGUUAACUUUGCAGAGAUGACGGGAAUAUGGUUUAUAGUGACAGUACUUGUCUUUGUUUUGAAUCAUGGAAUGGCUACGCAGUCGAUUAUACAAAAUUCCGAUAUGAGAGUAUUUUGCCUGAUGUUUGCAUUACCAGGACGUAAAAAUGGUCCAGAUAUUAACGGGUUCAAGAAUCUAUUCGAUGCCCAACUCGAUAAAGUAGGCAAGAAUGUCUUUGGAAACAUUCCACACAGUAAAAGAAUGGAAGAGGCCGGAAAGAUAUGCACAUUCAUGGACAGUUCUUCCCCAAAAUGUGCUUAUCACAGGAUAGCAACCAUUGGAAACCACAUGAUUGAUGAUCUAAGAAGACUAGAAAGUAGCAUUGGCACCGGAUUCAAAGAUUCGUGGUACAUGUAUACAGUACUUCUAUCGACGUGGUACAUGGAUCGAGUUUUUUUAAGUCUCAACUGUGGCCCAGUGAAUGUCAAUUUGCCUCGUCCAACAUCUCAGUGGGAAUAUAUAGCUAAAUGGAGUAAGCAUCUACUCUCUCGUACAAAUUUCUGCACUUGGUCAAAACCGUUGGACAAAACAAUUGCACAAAAUCUACGUCAAGAAGUGAAGAAGAUUUGCAACUACAGGGAAACAGAGCCUAUUUGUAGACUAGAACCGGUUCUAGACUUUGUAGAUUCAAUGACAAUUCUAUGCGAUAUUGUUCCACAAACCGAAUGGCAAACUAGUUCAACAAACUUUAAGUUCUUUAAAAGUGCAGGAUAUAUCAACUUCUAUAGUAUGAGGGUUAAAAUGCCGCCAAAUAUUGUCAAUCUAUUUGAUACAAGCACAAGAGAAGAAGCUAUCAAAACAGGAAUACUUAGCAUCUUUUUUCAAAUGUAUGACGAUUUUAAAGCAAAUGACUUAUCGCUAGCUGUCAAACUGUUAAAGAUACUUCCCAAAAGUCAGUAUUUACCGUGUGAUUACAAUGCACCUUUUCCAUCAUUCAAAUGGUUGAUUUGCUCAUGCGCUAAGGUAUUUAACGAGCUCCGUUUGUUCCUUCAAACGUAUGGUAAGGCUAACUCCGAUGUUUUACCCCGUAAAUUCUUAGUUUCAAAUAUUGACUUUCGGGAAUACAUAAAAAACUUAAAAGUAUCUCAAAUAAAAGAGCUGGCAGAGAAGAAUGCAGUCAGUCUUCAAGUCGUUGCUAUGGAUAUCAAGAAUGAUGUACAACACCGAUUUCAACAACUGGGAACAUACUUUAAGAAAGUAGCUACGUACCAAAAAGCUAAGCUAAAUGCGGACGUUGGAUAUCUCAAAGGCAGCAUAAAAGAUUAUCAGACGAGAUUUAACAAAUAUGUAGAAGAUAUCAAAGGUAAACUAACAACAUUACUAGGGCUUUACAUUGGUACUGUUUCGGCAGAUUUAGUUCAAGCCGUAGCAAAGAUGGCAAUACGAAUUGCAAUGGCUGGAAAUCCAUUUAAAUGGCUGGCUGGUAGUGGGAAUACUGACGAUAUUUUGGAGUCCGCGACAGAAAUAGCAGAAGCAUCCAGACUUCUAACUCAUGCUAUUCGUAGUGCAGUUAAUUUUGGUAAGCUUGUGGAUUACAGCACUACAAUUGCAAAAAAACUAGCAAAAAAUGAGAAGAUGAUAAAGAAUGCUGGUAAGAUUAUGAAUAAUGCUAUGAAGAUUGUAGAGUCAUCUGAAAAUGGGUUUGAAACAAUACAGUCCAACUUCUUGAGAGACUACAAUGACUAUUCCCCUCAAGUUACAAAAGAUGAUCUUGCUAAACUAGGGUCAUACUGGGAACUAUUUAUUGAAGAGAUAUGCGAGGGUAUUGCUUCCACAAGUAGUAUACAUGCAAAUGCAAUAAGAGGAAUUGCGGGAACAACUGGCAGGUGUCGUGAAGCUAAAAUAACCGCCGCACAAUUGGUAGCAACACAAGAAGAAGUAUACGACAUGCAGUUUGACCUCAUGGAAACAAUGGCAAAUUUAAUGCGAAGCCUCACUCAGAUACAGAGCUCCAAAAUUCUCGGAAAUGGUCCAAAAGCCCAACAUCCAAGUGGUCUAUCCGUCGAUACUAUAAAGACCCUAGUAGCAGUUUCAUCGAUGUCGUACAAUAUUCUACAGACAACUAAUGUUCAAAUGCUGUGUAACAUUUUGGAGUACAAGCAUGGAAGAAAGCCACAGUUAUGUAACGGAUUGGCUACAGAUAUUGAUAAAUUAUUAGCAUUAAGAGACAGCGAAUGUCACGAGGAAUUGAAAUUUAUAACAUUGUCAACAAAAAGGACGAACAAAACUGGCGAUUUUUCUUGGUUAGACCUUUCCCUGUUAUUCCGUGGUGAAACUGUUCCAUUCCAAGUACCAGACGUAAACUGGUGGAUGCAGCAUGGUAAACUUUUACCAUCACAAAGAGAUUAUAGCUUUUAUCUGGCUGGGUUUGAAAUUUAUAUGCCUUUUGUUAGCGAUGACGCUCGUCCGGUACUUGUUCAAGUCAAACCAACGAACGUCGACAAUAAAUUGUUUAAAGAUUCUAAGACGAACUACAUAAUAUCACCACUCAAACCAAUUUCUGACCGACUCAAGAUAUCCUACAUAGAAGGUCGAGGUACCGUUUGCCGUCAGCAAGGAAUACCUAAUCCGUACCAACAAUGUGGCGGGAACCAAAGAUCAUCAUUUCAACAGAUAUGCCCUAGUUCAUUAAGCAAAGAAGACGACAGUGUACUGCUACCGUCUAUUUACUCAAAGUUUAAUUUGCGAGUCGAAGGAUAUGAGCAACUUAAUCUAGAUAAACCAGUCACCGAUGUUCCUCUAAAAAUUGGCAUCAAGUUCUGCUCUGUUGAUCCAUCUCGACCUUUGCAACGGCGGAAAAGAGAAAUCUCAAGCAUACGCAGACAGAGAUCAAAUGGAGAUUGUUGUCCUCAGAACAAACAGUAUUACUCAGAAAUGACAAAACAAUGUGAAUCUUGUCCUGUUGGGUCACAGAGUUACUACAAUGGACUGUUUUGUGGUAAACUUAUCAACAUACGUUUCUCUGGUAGCAUUACUGAAACCUUCACCUAUGCUAAGGCGGUCAAUCUUUGCAAGCAGAGUGGUUCCAAUAUUGCAUCGACACAACUGUUCGCACAGGCGCGUCAAUUAGGUCAGACGUCAUGUGUGUGUGCCUGGUUAGAAGGAUCCCGUGUUGAUUCGCUUACCACUAAAAACAACUGUGUAAACAAAACGGCUUGUUCGACUUCGGGAAAUAUCAAAUUCGUUCAUUGCACAACCAACUUUUCCCAUUAAAAGUUUGCAUGAUUCACGCAUAGAAAUAUGUCCUAUAUAUCACAAGUUCUUCUUCUUUUUUAAUGGACUAGCUGAUAAAAUUGAAAAAAAAAUGUAUUAAUGUAUUUAAGUACGCAUAUUGAAAUGUGUUACAAUACUUAAAGUAUAGACGUUGACAAACUUAAUCACUGCAAUUCAGGAAAAUUGUUCCUUUGAUUUUCGCAUAUGUUUUUAGUCGAAAUGUAUAAACAAAUCUUACAGGUAAAAUUCUUUCAAAAUUGAUGUAAUUCCUCUUAAAUCUAUGAUUAAUAAGUAUAUUUUCAUACGUAACUCUUGUUUAAUCGUAAUUGGGAAGAAGUGAGACAAGCAAUUUUCUCACAAGGGCAAAAUUAAACAAAAAAGUUUAUUACAAAGAAUUAAUGAAUGGAGAUAUAUGUCAACAAAUCAACGAUAACUUUAACAAUAAUAACGAUUUGUUAGUCAGUCACAAAAUAAUUAGGAAGCUUUUUAAAAAGUAAAUUAUUUCAUGCAUUGCAGGCGUAGUUGAAUAUUUGGAAUCAAUAUAGAAAAGAAUUGGGUAAAACGUAGGUUAAAAAACUGAACAAAACUGUUAAAACAUAUCUAGAUUAUGUGGUAUAAGAAAUGCAUACAUCUGAGACAUUCAUACACCGUGCAAUAAUUUGGAAAAGUUAUUCGCUUUGAAGCAUUGUAAAUAGCUUGACCAUUUUGUAUCCCUUUUUAGACUGCGCUCAUAUUAAUAUUUUACUUCUAAAAACAGAAUAUGUACAAUAUUAAUCUACGCCUCUGGCAUCAGAUGAUUAAGAUGGAAACUAAUUAAGGAUUUAUUGCUAGAACAUGAUUUCUAUUUCUGUAAUAAAAUAUAUAUAUCUGCAAAAA